Ipomoea triloba (trilobed morning glory) is the source of this 840-nucleotide messenger RNA. RefSeq names its product phenolic glucoside malonyltransferase 1-like. Lineage: Eukaryota; Viridiplantae; Streptophyta; Magnoliopsida; Solanales; Convolvulaceae. The record is from RefSeq and is a predicted model, not a curated record. Bases 1 to 840 code for a protein of 279 amino acids. The transcript has a single exon.
AUGGCUAGCUUCGCUAACGCGUGGGCUAUGAUUAGUAAAUUGGGCGGAGAUGGGGAAUUUAUAGCGGAGAAAAAAUUUGUCCCUUUUUGUGACCGGACAAUAGUCAAAGACCCAUAUAGGACAGGGGAUUUAAUGUUCGGAGAAAUUAAGAAAGAGAUUAAGGUUGUGCCGUCGGAGGUUGAAAUUUCAACCCCGAGAAUCAAUAAAGUUCGGGCUACGUAUAUAAUGCGCCGGAGAGAUAUUGAAAAUCUCAAGAAUUUGUUCAUAGCCCGGAGAGGUAUUGAUUACUACGUUUCAGGUUUCACGGUGACAUGUGCUUAUAUAUGGACUUGCUGGUUGAGAGCCGAGGCGGCGGAGGAGGAAAGAACGGAGUAUUUCAGCUGCAUAGCGGAUUGCCGGAGCCGGCUGAACCCGCCGCUUCCGGCGAGCUUCUUCGGGAACUGUGUGGUGGGGUGCCGAUUCGCGAAAUCAAGAAACGGGGUGUUAGUUGGGGGCGAAGGGUUUGUAAUUGCGGCGGAAUUGAUCGGAGAAGCGAUUCGGGAAAGCGUGAAUGAUGAGGAGUGGAUAUUGAGGGAGGAGUUCUGGUUAUCGGAGUUUAAAGAAGCAGAUCCGCGGCGGGUAGUUGCGGUGGCCGGAUAUCCAAGAAUGGACUUGUAUGGUGCGGAUUUCGGGUGGGGAAAGGCGGAGAAGGUGGAAUUUGUGUCUAUAGAUGGUGGAAAUUCAAUGUCUCUUUGUAGGUGUAGGGAUUCAGAAGGUGAUAUUGAGGUUGGGUUGGCAAUGCCCAGAGCUCAAAUGGAAGCUUUUGCUGCCAUCUUUGCUGAUGGACUUAGAAGCUUAUAG